Molecule: messenger RNA, 1957 nt
Organism: Cornus florida
Lineage: Eukaryota; Viridiplantae; Streptophyta; Magnoliopsida; Cornales; Cornaceae
Exons: 5
Coding region: 369-1526 (385 amino acids)
Source: RefSeq, a predicted model, not a curated record
GAUCCACGCACUUCUAGAUUACAGCUAAUUGGUCACACCAAGAAUAAUUCAGAGAAUAUAUAUAUAUAUAUGUGUGUGUGUGUGUGUGUGUAUGUAUAUGUAUAUGUAAUGUAUGUCUAUGGUUAAAGAGGUGAUGCAAAAGCUAUAUUAGGGUUAGUGAAUUGAAAACAAGAAUAUUUCAAAUUUGGGUACUUGGCUUCUUCAAUUUUAUAGAUAGAAGACAAUAAUCAAACUGUUGGGUCAGUCAAAAUUUGCUUUCUUUCAAAAUCCCCCUUGUAUAACCUAACUUUUACACGCAACAAUCCUCUUUGCUAGAUUUGAGCAAUCGAGAGAGCAAUGCCACAGACUCUUGGCAGCAAUUGAGAGGGAUGAAGAAAAAUUCUUUGUUAACCCACAAUUCAGGAACACAUACAAGCCCGGCAACACCAGAUUACCAGGAUGGCAAUGUAGGGGGAAUUCAAAAGGGAUGGUGUUCAGAACGAGUACCGCCCACAAACAGUGGCCGGCGGCAUAUUGGUGCUGCAGCCUUGAUGCCUUUCAAUAGCGGAAGGACUUUGCCUUCGAAAUGGGACGAUGCCGAGAGGUGGAUUACCAGCCCAAUUUCUCAAUCCAGUGUUAGCAAGACUUUGCUUGUGCAACCUCAGAGACGACCCAAGUCGAAGAGCGGUCCACUUGGGGUUCCAGGGACUGUGUACUACUCAAAUCACUCGCCCACUGUGCCGGUGCUGCAAGGAGGGAGUGUGAGGAGCUCACCAUUUACAACUGGAGUACUGUUAACAGAUGGUCUAUCCAUUCAAUACGGUGGUGGUAAUAAAUUGCACCCUAAUCCAGGGCACACCAACAGCAAUAUGGCACGAACAGCUAGUCUAUUAGGAUGGUCUGAUUUGUUAAGCGAGUCUUCGUUGCCCAGCUCCCAAGAUGAGAAGUUUGAAGGCACCAAAGCUUCGGAAGCCAUGGUCUCUCCAGUUGUUUCGCGACGGGAUAUGGCUACCCAAAUGAGCCCCGAGGGUAGCACCCACUCAUCUCCACAAGGAAGGUCAUUGUUUGCCACCUCUCCUCCCUCAAUCCUACCCAGUGUGAAGCCACACAACAACCAUUCUACAAAAUUGGAAGUCAGAGAUGUGCAGGUUGACAAACGAGCCACUGUGACAUGGCAGUUAAAAAACAAUGGCUCACCAGAUGUUAAGGAAUUAACUUCAUCUAGCAAUGUUGCGGAGGCAGCAAAGGACAUGUCAAAGUUCCAAAGAGAGGAAGCCAAAAUCACUGCAUGGGAGAAUUUGCAGAAGGCUAAAGCUGAGGCUGCAAUUACGCAACUUGAGAUGAAACUGGAAAAGAAAAGAUCGGCAUCUAUGGAUAAGAUUUUGAACAAGCUGAAAAUUGCUGAGAUGAAAGCCCAAGAGAUGAGAAGCUCAGUUUCAGACAAUCAUUCCCCUCAGAUUCGUCGGAGUUACGACAAAGUUCUAGUCCUCCGGAAGUACGUUAAGAUAGGUUCCCUCAGAAAUUGGUUCACCUGCCAUGCAUUCUAAUUACUUCCAUGUUCUCCCUCUGGCUCGUCCUUAAAACCUGCAGUUUCAAAACUCUAAAUUAUGUUCGCCUAUGGUUCAGCCAUCAAAUGGAGCAUCAAUUAAUUUGACCAUCAUAUUUAUGAUAAUAGGAGGUGGCUUUUUGGAAGGGGAUAAAGCAACUUUUGAGAAGAAAUGUGAAGGUCAAGGCAGCUGUUGGUUUAACAUUGAAGUAGUCUGGAUAUUCGAUAUAUAGCAAGCCACCAAAAAAAAAAAAAAAAGAAAAAUAGGGCGCUUCCUCGGUAACUGGAAAUACGACCAACUAGCUCGAAGUUACACCACUUGAUUGGUGCACAUAAUGUAUUUAAAGAUUUAGUAAUAUUGUAAUCUACAUUCUGGUGUAAAUCACUUGGGGAAAAUAUACUAAGCAUGAUAAUUUUUUCUUUUUUCCUAAA